This is a messenger RNA of Cercopithifilaria johnstoni, 2882 nucleotides long. NCBI's taxonomy places the organism in Eukaryota, Metazoa, Nematoda, Chromadorea, Rhabditida, Onchocercidae. The record is from the annotation of a GenBank genome assembly.
AUGCCUCCGAAAACAACGUGGAAAAAAGAUUAUUCAUCGAGUGAGAAAAUCGAAAUGGUCGGAAUGUACCAACUGUGGAUGUUGAAAGCUGAAGUUGGCGAAGCUAUUGCCGGUUCUCCAAGUUCCGAUGAACUCAUUCAUCAGGAGGAUCUUUUCCAAAUGCUGAAGGGAAAAUCAUUGAAUCCAAAAUGGAUCACAAGCAAAGAUUGUCUGGAGCGGAAGUUCGAAUGUGAUGACUUCUGUGUGCUGCCCGCCUUCAGAGGCAAAGUAUUUAGCCGUUUAAUUUCUUUAAAAUGCAGGGUAUACGGAGCGUUAGCAGUUAUAACAUGUCUGAAAAGAAAAGAACGUCUUCCAAAACGACACUCGUUUGUUUGGUCCACAACUCUCCAAGACUCCAUUGUGUGCUUUAGUGGAAUCGAAAUGAAAACACGGGAGCACCAAAUUUCGCUCGUAAAGAUGAUGGGUGGAACGAUUUCUAAAGCUUUUACAAAAAAAGUCACUCAUUUAGUUGCUGAUUCUCAAGACACAGAAUCCAAAAAAUUUGUUACUGCUGUAGACUACGCAAUUCCAGUAAUGUCGGUCAGCUGGAUAUUUGCUGCAUGGAAAAGUGCAAAAGCAUUUAGUGAAGCAAAAUAUACGGAUGAACAAUAUAUCAGCGAACACAAGCUUCAAAUUUUUGUUAAAUGUGUUAUAAGCUGCUCAGGUAUAGCUCCUCAAGAUCGUUCAACACUUUCACGCCUUAUUGAAGCAAAUGGCGGUGUCUAUACAGGAAAUAUGAAAAAAAAUCAUUGCACUCAUUUGGUAACUGAUUUAAAUUCGGGUGAGAAAUAUAAAGUGGCUCGAAAAUGGGGCUGGAAUCAAAUCAGAAUCGUUCGUUUGCGAUGGGUUAGAAAAAGUGUGGAACAGGGAUAUCGUCUUCCUGAAAGGCUUUAUGAAACCAGAAUCAAUUCUGAUGAAUGUAGUACACCACGAGCUUCACAACUUACUCAGUUUCAGCCAUUUACAAAUCUAGAAAUUAGUGUCAUUAAUUGCUCAGCUCAUCAGCAACAAACUGCGAUGAAAAACAAAAAGCUUGCAAUAAAAAAAUCAGAAGAUAAACUGUACACAGAAUUGGUUGUAGAUAAUAGACCAGUGUCAGGCGCUAUUCCACAGAUGCACAUAGUGAAAAGUGAAAGUACUGCGACAGACAUAAAUAAAUCAACCGUCAUCGAAAGUGAUUCGUUGAAAGUGAAACCAUCGCAGCGAACGACAGUGGAAAUGGAUCCUAUUGUACUCUUCGAUUUAGAUGCUCUUCGCUUCAAUGAUUUCAUGAGUAAUUGUAUCAUCUAUUUGUGUGGAAUAGAGGAUGAAAACUUUAAAAAAUACAAAUGGCUUACUAAUAGAGUUGGAUCGGGUCGACGUGACAAGCUUGUAUAUACUGAUACUACUCAUGUGGUGGUUGGUCCACAAAGACUGGACUGGAAGUUGAUUAAGCAGCUCAAGGAAAAAGCACGCAGUAAUGUGAAAGUAGUCAUAUGUGAAUGGUUGUUGGAUUGUGCCAAAGCGCAAAUAGUUUUGGAUGAAUCAGACUACUUGAUUUUCAAACAAGAAAAAAGCAAUUUUGAGCUUUCACAGCAUAAAUUAAGUUUAGCGAAUACGAAAGGACUCGAUUACAGCGAUGAAGCGAGAAAGAAAACUACAUUGAAAAUCACUGAAGUAGGAACUAAGCUGUUAGGUAAAACAGCUGGAAUGUUAGCGAAUGCUGAACUGGAUUAUGAUGAAAUUAUUUGCGAAAGACCAGUAAGCAGUGAUGAUGAAGCUGGCGAAGAUAGCCGUUAUUUGUUCGCUGGAUUGUCAUUUCGCAUCGUUGUUAAGAAAGAAGAAAUUCGAGAUAAACUGUUUUCUAAUAUCCAAAGUCAUGGAGGCAAGGUAGAGCAAACAACAAAAAUUUGGGUUGAUUAUAUGGUAUGUGAAGUGCUGGAUUGUCUGCUCAAUGACAGUGCAACAAAUUUCAAUUGCGGUAAUGUUGUUUCGUCGUUUUGGCUGCAAGAGUGUAUUAAAAAAGAUGCAAUAAUGAAUGCUGAAAAACAUCCACUUUAUCGACCCAUCGAAACAUAUGAAACUUAUCAGAUUUUCGCUGGGCACGUUAUUGGUUUGAGUACGUUGCCCGAAGCUGAGAAGGAUAUUUUCACUGAUGUUCUGUACAAAUUUGGUGCUCACGUGAAAAUUCACUUGGGAUACGAUAUGCAAUUAAAUAUCUGUACAGAGAUAAUAACCGGUGCUGAAACAAAUCUUACUGAUUCUGCACGUCGAAGGCAAAUACCUGUCUUGGAUCCGUCCUGGAUCAUCGAAUCGAUCAUUCAGAACCAACUACAACCAGUGCAGGCACAUUUAUUUCACGACCAGCCAUUCAAGAAUUACAUGCGGAAUGAUCGAUUGUGGAUGCACACUAUGCAGCGAAAACCAAGCGGUGAUAGAUCAAAUACGCUGGAUGGAAUAACUAAUGAUAAUGAGCUGCCUAUUAAGAAAGCUUUAAACGAAAACGAAAAGGAAGCAAGUCCACAGUAUCGUGAAACGGAUGUACUGCAAUACAAUUCAAUCCAAAAUACAGAAAAUACUGGAAAAAUUGAGGACCGAAUGCUGGAAAUAUUAAAGUCGAAUGUGCUUGAUGAUGAAAAUCAGUAUGCCGAGAAAAAUUUUCAAGAGCAGACAAGUAGCAAUUUGGCAGCGGUUUUGGAUCUUGCCGAUGCAUUUGCAUAUGUCGAUGGGAUAAAUACUCAAAGCACACUGGGUACUUCACCAGAUGGGGAAACUUGGAAUGAUGCAGCAGUAGGCUGCGCGCUCGGUGAAGCAGUGGUUAAAACCGGUCAGGCAGGUGAAGCUUCCUGGACAUCACCCAUCAU